Merops nubicus (carmine bee-eater) is the source of this 1009-nucleotide messenger RNA. RefSeq names its product actin-related protein 10 homolog (S. cerevisiae) (gene ACTR10). Gene Ontology annotation, biological process: retrograde axonal transport of mitochondrion. Lineage: Eukaryota; Metazoa; Chordata; Aves; Coraciiformes; Meropidae. The transcript has 11 exons. The annotation marks the transcript as partial. The record is from RefSeq and is a predicted model, not a curated record.
AUGUUUUCUUCUAGGUGUGGUUUUGCAGGAGAAACGGGACCAAGGUGCAUUAUUCCCAGUGAAAUAAAGAAACCUGAUGUCACAAAGCCUGUCAAAGUUGUUCAGUAUAAUAUUAAUACAGAAGAGCUCUAUUCAUACCUGAAGGAUUUUAUCCACAUGCUGUAUUUCAGACAUCUGCUGGUGAAUCCUCGAGACCGUCGUGUUGUGAUCAUCGAGUCUGUCCUGUGCCCUUCACACUUCAGAGACACGCUCACAAGAGUCCUUUUCAAGCAUUUUGAGGUUCCUUCUGUUUUGUUUGCUCCAAGUCAUCUGAUGUCUCUGCUGACGCUUGGGAUCAAUUCUGCCAUGGUGCUCGACUGUGGAUAUGCAGAAAGCUUGGUGCUGCCUAUCUACGAGGGGAUUCCGAUUCUGAGCUGCUGGGGUGCUCUUCCCCUGGGAGGAAAGGCCAUCCACAAGGAGCUGGAGUACCAGUUGCUGGAGCAGUGCAUGGUGGAUACAGGAUUAGCCAAAGGACAGAGCCUUCCAUCUGUGAUGGGCUCAGUUCCAGAAGACAUAGUAGAGGAUAUAAAAGUCCGCACUUGUUUCGUGAGCGAUCUCCAACGUGGGCUGAAGAUCCAGGCAGCCAAGUUCAACAUCGAUGGCAGUGCUGAGCGUCCUUCACCACCUCCAGACGUGGACUAUCCUUUAGAUGGAGAAAAGAUUCUCCAUGUAGUUGGCCCUAUCAGAGACUCCGUUGUGGAAAUACUGUUUGAACAGGAUAAUGAGGAGACGUCUGUCGCCACUUUGAUCCUGGAUUCACUCAUUCAGUGUCCCAUAGACACCAGGAAGCAGCUGGCAGAGAACUUGGUGGUUAUUGGUGGCACCGCGAUGUUGCCAGGAUUCCUUCACAGGCUCAUGGCUGAGAUCAGAUACCUGGUGGAGAAACCCAAAUACAAGGAAGUUCUUGCCACUAAAACCUUCAGAAUUCACACCCCCCCCGCCAAACCCAACUGCGUGGCCUGGCUGGGAG